Messenger RNA from Lymnaea stagnalis (great pond snail), 15930 nucleotides. NCBI's taxonomy places the organism in Eukaryota, Metazoa, Mollusca, Gastropoda, Lymnaeidae. The record is from the annotation of a GenBank genome assembly.
GUGUUGGCGAGACGUCUCAGUGGCGGUCUGUGCCCAGUGCUUGAUCUGAUCGUCGAAGGGUACACAUUUAAUAUUACAAAGCGGUAAGUUAAUAUUUGUAUAUUAGUUUUGUCUCAAAUUUUAUCAGGGGAGAAAUUAAGCAGAGGAAAGAUUUUCAUUAUUAUUGAUUAUUCACACACAAAAAAAAAAAACAACAACAAAUUUCUAAGUUAAAGUAAAGUAAGGUCUAAGACGACUUCAAGUCACCUAGCCUAGCCGCCCAAUAAUUAAUUACUAGCGAGAAUCCGGCAUGCGUUGCAAUGCCACUCAAAGAAAAUAAGUGCUUGUGUUUCAAUUACGUUUUUGGAGUAAUUUUUAAAUAGAAAAUAUAUUUUCUUUUCUGUCUGGUGCAUACACAAAUAAAUUAUAAUUAGGUUUUUCGAAGGUGAGCAGGCAACAGCUACAUACCCACUUGAGAAGCAUGGAUUUUCAAAAUGAAAAUGUAGUCUACACUACACACUUGUAGCGUUUGAUCCGCCUAUGCAGUAGCUCUGUUUAGAAUUAUAUUCAUAUAGCUCACAUUAAAAAUAUAUAAAAAAUUAGGCCUCUGGCCCUAACGUAAAAUUGUGAAAUGGUUGAACUAAUUCGGAAAUCAGUGUCAGUGACAGUGAAACCCACUUAUUAUGUCACACACAAACUGAAAUGUCGCUUAUAUUUGAUUCAAUUCCAUCCAGCCAUACAAAAACUCUAUUUAGAAAUUAUGUUUGUAUAGCUCAUAAGAAAAUAAUUUAGGGCCCGCUGCUCAAAAAGAAAUAUUUCAAAAUUAAUAACCUAUACAACUUACCAAAUAGGAUAAUGAAUGGUAUAAGAAUGCAAAAGGAAAUUAUAUUUAGCUCAUAAAAGAAAAUAAUAAAUUUAGGGCCCCUGGCCCAAAACGAAAUGUUGUAAAAUGUGUGUAAUAAUUCAGAAAAAUUUGCGGCGUGUGUACAACAACUCACAAAAGUUUUAGCGCAAUCGGAUGAAUGGUAUAGGAGAUCAUACGGGACAUACAUUAAUUUUUAUUUAUGCAUAGAUAUUAGUAUUAGAUAUAGUUUACCGAAUAAAAGAUUCCUUUUGCGAAACUAUUCAAAGAAGUGGUCUGUCUAUCAUCUAUCUAUCCAUCUAUCUAAGAACGAAGUGGUUAUGCGCAGCCGACUGCGUAUAACCCUGAGAGUUAUACGCAGUCGGCAAGUCACGUGAGGUCUAUAUUCUUCCUGUGUUACAGUAUCAAUCAAUAAGGGUGCUUAAUAUCGGGUGACUGUGUGGUCGAAUGGUCUAAACUGACCAAACCUCAAGUUGGUGGUCUUGAGUUCAAUUCCAGCUAUGAAUACACGUUAGUUGCUAUGCUUUUUCUCGAGAAUGAAGCAACAACUAGGCUUAUUGUUUUACUUUUUUUUUGGCUAAAAAAUGUUAAAACAUGAGAAGAUUUAUUAACUUGACGAAUGUAAUGUUAAUAAUGUUAUACUUAUAAUUAUCAAAAUAUGUUUGUGUUGUUAACUAAUUUUGUGGCAGAUAAAAUCAUGUUUCACUGGUACAGUAAUAAAAAUAAUCAUGGGUUGAGAGUAGCAGGAAAAAAAUCGCCCGAUAGGGGCCGGGGUUCUGUAGAGGGGUCAGUGUAAGUAAUACUUUCACACAGUUAUAGUUUUGCAUGGAAGCUGAAAACUGUUAUAUUUAGGUCAUCAAAAAAAUAAAAUCAUAAUUGAUAAAAUUUAAAAAAAAGAUAAAUAGAAUGUAUUUCCUGAAUUAUUCAGUAAAGCCAACCACAUAGUCAUAGCAACAUAUUAAUAUAAAAACCUAAUCAAUCAAAAUACAUAACUAGACUUAGACCAUGGAAAUGCCUUUAAAAAAAUCUAAGACUUAGGCUUAGACUCUAAGAAAUGUAGACUUUGACUUAUACUUAUAAUUAUAAUUAUAAUAUAUAAGAUACAAAUACAAGCAAUAAUACUAAUAAUAGCACUAAUACUAUUGCUAUCAUCAUUUUCAAUAUUAAUUAAAAUUAAUUCAAUUAAAAUUUUACGUUCAACACAUUCAAAGUUCUAGUUCAAAACAACCCGUCAUGCAGCUCAUUACGUAUAAUACUUUUUUUUUUAAUUGCCAAACAAGCGAUAAUAAACCUUAUUUGGCUAAAUUCCCAGCCGACUGCGUAUAACCCUGAGAGUUAAACGCAGUCGGCUAUGAAUAACUCUCAGGGUUAUACGCAGCCGACUGCGUAUAACGCUUCCCAUCUAAGAAGGGGGCAAGUGCCCUAGGGGGCACUUUUGCCUUGGGUGACCAGACAUACUAGGCCCAUACUCAUACAAUUAUUAAUAAUAAUAUAAUAGUAUUAAUAGGCAUUAGUCAAAAUACGCCACUGGGCUUGUACAUAAUAUAUUAUUUUAUUAUGUCUAUAUUGCCUAUAUAGCCUAUAUCAUAUGUCCUACCUAAUUUAUUUUCAAUGACUGAAUAUCAGAUCCAGGGGCCAGAAAAAAACAACAAAACAAACUGUCCCUUGUUUACCCAAAUCAGGUCCAACCCUCUCCAUCAUUGUCAAUAUAUCCACCACAUCUGCAGUCAAUGGGCCUAUACCACUAUAUCAUUUUAUUAAUAAAUGAGAAGGGCCUAUAAAUUUUAAAGUUUAACAAGAGCUUACUCAACUGACGCUUACACAGUUUGAUAUUAGAAGGUUUCUAAUAAUAUAUUUUAGGGUGUGUCUUCAUUUGAAGAAGGUUGCAAAGAAUAUGUGUUGUGUGUAUCGAUAGACAGUUCAGACAGGAGAAAGAAUAAGCAAUGCACCAUUAUUUACCUUGACCUAACAAUGUUGUGUUUCUCCAGCCCCCUGAAGCAGUGGUGCCAAUUUCGUGUCAUGAAGCCUCUUUGUAUCAAGGGGGCUUAUUAAGUAUAAGUGGGUGCUUUUUCUUUGAUUUUUGCCAUUUAAAAAAAUUAUUUAAAAAUGUAAAACUGUCUAUUUAUUAUAAAAAUCUCCAUAUUGUUGUACUUACAUGGUACACCCUGUUACUGAUAAUAAAACGGGACACCCCCCACCCCCUAAACUGGUUGUGCUUGGCUGGUCUUGAGGACUGCUACUCUCUCACACAAGAGUGCAUCACUAGUGUAGGCUUAGCAGUACUGCUAGACAGAUAAAUCAAAGUAAAAAUAAGUGACCACCUCAUUGAGGUUAGCACUACACUACUACACUAUGUAUGUGUGGGAAAUUGUUGAAAAGGAAACUUUUGAAGCUUUUGGAAGUAAAACAAUGGGGGAAAUAUUAAAGUUUAUAAUAUUAUAAUAUUGUACAUUCAAAAUAAGUCUUUGGGGACCCAUCCAAUUUCCACAUAUUUUUCAGGACCCAGCCAAUUGCUCCAUAUGUUGGAACCCAGCCAACAGCCCCAGAUAUUGUUCAGUACAUGGGAGUCAUUAAAACAAAGCACAUGCUUUGGUACCAAUUUAAUUUGCAUUCAGCUUCCAACAAUUUUUUAAUAUUUUCUAAUAUUUGUAAUAAAUGUCCAAUCAGCUCCAAGGUUUACUUGUGCACAAUGCACAUUAAUUUGAUGUAUUCAUCAAUAAAAUAUGCCUAAUAAUAUUAUUUUGCUCUUUUCAUUACUUGAAUUUUUCAUUUGUUAAAAUUGACAUUUCUAGUCACCUUACAAAAAAAGUUAAUUACUUUUAGAAUCCAUGUCAAAUAUUUGUGAUGUUACUUAUCAAUUUGUAAGGAAUGCACGAGGCUUCUAAAUGUUAAUUUCCAAACAUAUAAAUUGAACACUUAGACUUAGAAGUUGUCAAUUUAUGAGCAUUGGACCAAAAUAUAAAAUAUUUUGUAAAGUGUCAAAAAAAGGGAAAUAUAAUUUAAAAAAAAUAAAUUCCCUACUCCUUCGCAAAGCAUGCACAAGAAUUACAGGUUAUUAUUAUUUUACCUCUUAAAAAUUAUUUACACACAUCAAAACAUAUCAUUAGUAGACAAUUCAAGCUAUAUUCAAGCCCUGUUUCUUGUUUUUUGUGUGUUUUUUUGAAGAAGAUAAUUUUUUUUUUUGCAUCCCUAAUUUAUAGCACAUUUUACAAUUUAUUUUUUAAAUCUGUGCAUUUAGCAAUUAUUUGAUGUAUUCUAUUGUAUGUUAUGUUAUUUACAUUUGAGGCACUUGGAACACCAGUUCCACCUAAUGUUCCUCUGUGAAAUCAGACAGGAGUAAGGAGUUAAUUAGCUUUAGUUUAUCUAAGUCAGGAUGUUCUUUUCAGCAAUCCUGAAGGAUUAUAAUUAUAGCAGACAAUAUAAGAUAAGAUAAGAUUCUUUUAUUGAUCCAAAUAAAUGGAAAUGUUUUUUGAUUGCAUUGUACAUUUUCAGCUAAAAAAUAAAACAAUUUGAACACAAGACAUUUAUAAUAAGUUAUUUCAAACAGCCAUUCAGUGAGUUCUCUUAGCAAAAUCGGGGACUUAUUAGUUCUCAUUCAGAUGUGGGACUUCAGAGAAAGCAUGCCGGUAAAUUCGUACAGAUUGGGGAACAAAAGAAUUUUUAUAUCUGUCAGUCCUGGCCAUGAUGGAAAGAAUUCGCCCCGAACCGCCCGAUCCUAAGUAUCUGUGAAAAAAGGGGUUAUCCAGUACUGUUUUGUUUUCCAUGGGGUGAUAUAUCCAUUUAUCAACUGGUCAACACCACAUAUGAAUGAACUGUAUGAUUUGACAAUAAUUGGUGGCCUUUCCUGUAACUGCCUAAAUCCACCAUAAGUUUUGGUUCUGUUCACAAAAGAAAAUCCAUUUGCUUUCAUAUAUUUUGAAAUGAUUAUCUCUUGGCAGAAGAGUUAAAAUUUCAUUAUCUGUGGUUUGUUACAUAUCCCCUUGCUUUGUUUUUUUAAUUUUCUUCUGAUAAAGUCAGGCAACAAAUUCACUUUGCACAGUUUGUCCUUUUCAAUAUUAGAAACUUUGAAGAAUAAAGGCACUAGCCCCAAAUCUAUGAUGGUACAUUGUUGAAGCUGACCACUGUUUUUGUACACCGGGGAACUGUACAGUUGCCAUGUACAUUAGAGUUCCAAGAAAUUUGAACAAUUCAUAUGUUGAAAUAUCAACCAACCUCUAUUAAAGGGAAGUUUUAGAAGGUCCCAUUGGUAGACGAAUAACUGGUAUAUUUUACAAAUGUUUCAACCAAAUCCAGUGUUAAAAGUAUCUUGAAAAAUCUUUAGGAAGAAGAAUCUGGCUCACUGUAGCCCUUCACCAGUAAUGUUCAUUGUCAUAGCGAAAAUCUGCUACGCCAAUUAGCUUGUAAGAAACAUGCCUACGUUGGCGACUCUAUUAGUCAUGUCAGUUUCUCAAACUUGCAAAACAUAUCAACAUUUUUUAAUCUUUUCUUUUAAAUUAUUUUUCUUUCAAUUGUACCAUUAAAAAAAAUAUAGUCUAGAAUAGUUAAAAAAAUAAUAAUAAAGUCGAAAUUUUAUGGGUGAAAAUAACUGCAUAUAGAAAGGUUCCACUCUAUAUAUGAGGAAUGAAAAUAGUUAAUGAAAUAACUUGAAUUGAAAAUAUUUUGAAACUUGUUAAUUAAAAAUAAAUGGUUAGUUUUACUACUUUGAGCAGUUUAGCAAUGAGUCAUGGGGGGAGAGUCUUACAUUAACACAAUAUAAUGCUUUUAGAAUAGAUUUUCUGCAAGUUUUGUUAUGUCUCAGCUCUGUUAACAUAACCAUUUUCUUAUUCAUUUCCACAGGUGCAGAUUUCAGUUUGAGGUCUCUAAAUCUCAUAUUUACCACCAAUUCACAAAACAUGGAUAGUGAUAAAAGAUCCACACAUGGAGAAUUCAUUAAAGUUGAACAGUGCAUACAACCCUCAUCAGUGGAUUACCAUGACAGCAGCAACAUGUUUGAUGGUUCAAACAUUAUAUCAUCCAUGCCAUCAACACAUGAGGCUUUCAACAACUCAUACACAGACACUAUUACAAGCGUGUCUAGCACAGAUUACCUCAUUCAACCCUAUCCAGACGGAGAUGGAGUCAGUGAGAAGGUCAAGGACAUAUUUUAUAACAAAGGGUUUGUUGUUCAUAAUGGCAACCAAGGACUUCAUAAAUCAGAAGUUGAAAACUCGGAGACUGUUCUCUGUCAAGAUGCUCAUAUCAAAGGACCACCAUUUUUAAAUAAUGAAAGUUUUCAUUUGCAGAGAGAUGCCAACAUCCAAAAUUAUGAACCAGAUACAAGUAUUCAGUUGUUGGAAAAACUGUUUACCUCCUUUCCUGACCCAGUUGUUGGAUCUCAUCGUUCCCCAAAUGUAGACUAUGAAGAAGAAGCCAAAGUCCCCCUAUUGUGUGAGAGUCAACAAGGGAAAUUUGCCAAAAUUACAAAUAACUUGGUAGUGGUGGAUGAAUCUUUUCUCUUCCAAAGCCAGAUCAACUUAACAGAUCCAGAAUUGAAUAUAGAUAACAAACGGGCACCGACAAUGCAGAACCUGCAUGAGAGGUCUAGCUUCCUGGAUUUAACAGAAGUUUCAAAAGUCGGCAGGGCCUGUCAGAAAGCCCUGAUCUUCUUAAAAGAUGACUUGACUUUAGGCUCUCUUGCCUCCCUUAACAACAUGGCUGCCAAAGACCUGGAAACUUCACAAAGUCUCGAUAAAAAUCCCUACGAUCUGAAUGUUAUUCCCAGUGGAAACCAUAAACAAAAUCUUGUAGCUCUUAGUAUUAGUAUCACCCUGAUGUUCAUUGCCGUUGGAUCUGUCAGGAAUCUGCAGAGCAGUCUCAACCAGGCAGGCGGAGUUGGUAUUAUCUCCAUGGCUGUUAGUUUUGUCGGUUACAUGGUUGGUAGUGUGAUCAGCAUCACAGUGGUCCAGCGUUUCCAGCCAUGGAAAUGUGUUGUCAUCAACUUGAUUCCCAAUCUGCUGUAUGUUGCUGCCAACAUUUACCCCACCAUGUGGCUCAUGACCCCAGUCUCACUUGCGCAGGGUGUGUCCAUGGCCAUUAUUUGGAAUGCCAUGAGCACAUACAUCACAUUGUUGUCCAGGGGUGAGGCACAGAAGCAGCAAGAAAGCUUUGAGAAAGUGUCCAGCCAUUUUUUUGGUAUAUUUUGUCUCAUCUACCAGAGCUACCAUGUCAUAGGAAAUCUAAUCUCUUCUUUGGUGCUUAUUUCUGGAUCUUCAGGUGGUCCACUGAACAAUACCAAACUGGCUGCUGAAAUUUUGAACACGUCGGUCACAUUGAAUCAACAAGACGAGGUUUACCUGCCUGUGGAUUCUGUUUUACCAGCGGAUUUUGAAGCAGCAGCUGUUAUUGAGCACGGCUCACAUAAUUUUAGUUUGAUUGAACUUGGACUGUGUGGCGCCAAUUUUUGUAGUAAUUAUAAGCUGAAUGGUGCGGCCGUCUCUGUGGCGAAUGAAACCAAAUACAUUCUUUUCAGUGUGUACAUGGCUUGUAUACUUUUGUCAAUGGUAAUAGCCGGCUACUUUUUGGAACCUUUAAAUGAAAAAUAUUUCACCUCCGAUGGGAAACCAUUUGAAAAAUUGAAGCAGCAACUAAUAUCCUUGUCCAAGUUUGUGAAGGAUGUUGACUUUCUUUUGAUGCUGCCUCUCCUGAUGUACUCUCUCAUGCAGUUUGGGUUUAUCUCUGCUGAUGUCACUAUGGUAAGUCAUAGAGCUAAAGAAUCAGAGACACUGUUUUAGCUAUCUAGAAAAAAAAGUUGGCAUUGUUUUUUCAGAAACUUUGUAGCAAUCUUUUUUUUUUUAUGAUAGAAUUAACAUUUUGUUUGUAUAGAUCUGAAAAUCUGUGCAUCUUGUACCGGUACAAAUAUUUCUUAUUUUAAAAAUUCUUGUAAUCAUUUUGUGAUCACCAUUUUUUUUUUUUUUUUUAAUUUUUUUCCCUUUUUUAAUUUUUUCCCUUUUUUUUUUUUAACAGGCGUUUGUUUAAAUCUGUGCAUCUUGUACCGGUACAAAUAUUUCUUAUUUUAAAAAUUCUUGUAAUCAUUUUGUGAUCACCAUUUUUUUUUUUUUUUGUAAUUUUUUUCCCUCUUGUAAUCUUUUCCCUUUUUAUCUUCUAACAGGCGUUUGUUACUUGUCCACUGGGCAUCCACAUGGUGGGCUAUUCAAUGAUUUGCUAUGGGAUCUGUGGCAGUUUCAGCUCCUACCUCAGCGGACUCUUCAGCAAGUGCAUAUGCAGGGCCCCACUGUUCAUUUUUGGUAGGUUGAAUCAAUUUAAUUUUUCUAGUUGUCCUAAAUGAUUUUAUAUUUUUUGUAUUGAAACGGUAGAUACAUUUAUUUGCAAUUUAAUUUUUUUUUAAAAAUUUCAUGUAUCUGAUAAUUGAUAUUGAUUUUAUUGUUUUAAAUGUAUACAAGCUCUUACAAAAUUUAGUUCUAUGGUUUCCAUAAAUAUAAUUUUUUUAAACUUAAAUUUAAAACAUGUAUCCAGUCUUAUAAAAUUAAAUGCUAAUGCACAAUGUAAACAGAGUAAAAGCCAAGCAGACCCUUUAUUUAUAUGUACCUAAUUUUCUUUCUCAUUUAAAUUAGGUUUAUUUUUUCUAGCGGCCGAGCUUCUCCAGAAUUUCAGCUUGUAUGUUGCCUUGCGACAUAAUCCAUUCAUUGCGUUUUUGCUGCCCAAAACCUCCCACGUCUACUUCAAUAGCUCUUUAUCUUCGUUCUAAUUUCAGCCCUGCUCCCCCAAAAUCUGUUGAAAGCCUGAUGUGCCUUUAAGCAGAGAUUGAACUCAUUACACCACACUCAUCUCAUAUUGUGUGAUAGAGAGUCUUUUCUCAAACAGCCUUGAUUUCUUUGACACGAAGCCUUUAGCCACCAUUCUUACAGACGCAAACUAUUGAGCCGCCAGGUGCUAAAGGGAUAGUGUCACUGGCAAAGUUAAUCCACCGGGUCACGCAGACCUGGGAUGAAAGGCAUUUUUUGUUAGGAUCAAGAAAGUUACAUUAGCUAUGGUAUGUAUGACAGUUUGGGUUUCUCUGCACCUCACAGCUAAGGCAUUGUGGGUCAAAGGUAAGCUCAGCAGAGAACACCUAACUUUUCUCGCACCCUUUUUCCCCCCAUGGGUAAUCAGCAGCAAGUUAGGGCUGCAUAAACUUACUGGGCAGUUUUUCUUGACGGCUUGAUUGGAAAAAAAAAUGUCAAGCUAAACGAUAGUAGACUGUUUGGAUCUUCAUCGUCUGAGCAUAAACCAAAACUAUAAUGGAUUUUAAAAUUUGGUAUGUCUUAAAUGCAUAAUUUAUCUUAUCUCUCUGGCUACAAAUUACAUAAUGAAUGACAGAUACUCAUUUAUUUUAAACUAUUUGACACAUACCCAGCUGCCUGCACUAACUCUCAGGGCUGUUGUGUUUCUGUAAGGAAUUCUUUACGUCAUCAGUUGAAUGCAUCACCCUCAGAGGCUUUGUUAUUAUUAUUCAUGCUUGAAAUGAAAUUUGAAGAAGAAAAAAAAAAAUUAAUUUUCUAAAAAAAAUACUUGUAUUUUUAAACUCCUUAUUUUACAGGCUUGUAAUGUUUAACUUCUUAGUGCUCAAUAAGUCUGACUCACAUUUUGAAAGAAUCAAAAAUAUAUAAGAUAGACCUCUACAUAAUAUAAAAAUAUUUCUUGCAUCCAAGAGAAAUUAUUUCUAUUGUGUGAGAAAAAAGAUACUUACAGAUAAAGGCAUGAACAAAAAUGACAAAUAACAUCUUUUGACAUCUUAAAGAUAAUAUUUAUUUAAAUUUUAUCUUGAAGGUUUUAUUUUGCACUGAUUGUGCUCACUAACCAUCACAAAUAUUUAUGAGCUUUUUUUAUGAAAGAUUAUAUAUAUUGCAACGAUUAAUUUAAAAAAAAUUAUAAUCUUCCUUUAUAUAUUUUAGUGUAAAAAUUGUUGUUUUUUUUAAAAUAAAAAGCUCUUAAUUUCACAACCAAAUUUUACAAGGAAUAUUUUGUCAUUGGACUGUUCAGUGUAAAUUAAUACAUGUAUUUUAAUGUAAUCAUUUUUAAAUUUUAAUGCACUACUUUUUGCUUUGCUUAUAAGACAAUAGUUAUGUAUUGUUUGCUGUGUAAAUGUGUGGUACUAUGCUCAUAUUCAGCAACUUGAUAGAACUGUUCAAGGAUUACAGGAGAACUUUAUGAUAGGAAAUAUAUUCAGAGAGCAUGUAAUUACCGGAAUAUAAAUGUGGGCGCUUUAGAAUGCAUUGAUGUUUACUCAAGUUCCCACCACUUGCAGGGCUGAUCUAAUAUCAGCAGGAUCUUGUGCAAAAUCUCCAUAAUGAGACAUUACCCCCCCCCCCCCCCCCCCCAACACAAAUGAUGUAGGUUUAGCCUUCAUGUAUUUCUAAUACAGUUAACCAAAUGCAAGAUACCAGUAGUUGUGUACAUUUGUUGUAUUUGUACAUAUUAGUUAAUGUGAAUUAAAUUGUACACACUAAUAGUGCAUAAAAUUUGGGAACUGCCUCCAGGCCUACCAUGACCAGCAUAAAUGACCAGCAUAAAUUUCUCUUUCUAUUUUGCACUUGGACUUGUUGAAAAAUAUCUGCUCACUGUUAUGCAAGCAGCUACUAUUUUUUAAAAAGCAACACAUUUUUUUAGCCCAAAAAGGUAAGGAUUAUCAUGUGAGUAACCAAGAUAUACCAAAUAAUAAUUUCCAUUUUCCUGGUUUCAAUUGUGCCCAUGCGUCUCUGAAAACUGCCCAGUUUAAGUUAAGUUUCAAAGCCAUGUUCUGUUACGUUAUUAAUUCUUUUCUUUCUAGCUGCGAUCCUAAACUUUUGUGUCUUGAUGUUCAUGAGCCAGUGGCAGCCAUCCCUGGACUCUUUGAUCCCUUACUUCAUCAUGAUUGGAACAUGGGGGCUGGCAGACGGUAUAUGGAUCAGCCAAGUCAAUUGUAAGUAGGCUCUAGUUGGUCAUGUCAAAAGUUUUAUACGUUAGACUCUGUUGGAGGUGCACCCUAAUGGUGAUUCUUGUAAGUACAGGUAUAUAAGGAACGUUAUGCAACUGACAUUGGGGCUUAAGAAUCUUGAAAGUUUCUAUAUUUAUUUCAACCCUAUAAAUACCACUUUCUGUGGAGUCAUGUUCGACUGCUAGCAAAAUCGGCAUUAAGAAUGCUAAUGAUUUAAUCUCUAGUGGUUAAGGGGAAGUCACUUUAUAUAAUUGAAUUUGCAUCCUAUUUAUGCUUCUCUUUGUGUGUACAUGGCCUUGUCUUGCGAUUAAUUAGGUGUGAAAUUGGCUAAUUUUUUUUACUGCCAUAAUGUUUGAUGCUGGAGAGGGUACCCAGAGUUAGAUAUUGACAAGUUUAGUCUUAAGCUUAGUUGCAUUGUUAAAGAAAAAGUCCUAUGGGAAAGAGGGGAAAUGGAACAGAAAAGACAAAGAUUGGAUCCCAAAUACCUACCCUAAUGAGAUUUAAAGACAUUUAUGUAUGUGUGUAUGUUCUGGAGUAUUAAUUGAUACACAAAAAUGAUUGAAUAACAAUUGAAAAGGAAUUUUUGAACUCAUUUCAUGCCUCGCCCUUGUAUUUGUUAUGACAGAAAUUGGAAGAUUGUGAACAAAAGAAAUUCAUGAAAAUUACAAUUUUUAAUACACAUACUUCUAUCUUGACAUUUUCUGAAAGAAUAUAGCUUCUAUUAUCUCAAAAACUUUAUUUUAUAUUAGUUUGAAAAAUGUAUUCAGUGUUAGUUUGAUUUGAAAUGUGAAUGCAGAAGUUGAGUUGUAAAAUUUACUCACUCUUUAAAGGUCAAUGUCAAUAUCAACAUAUAUAAUAUAAAAACAAAUUCUUUUCAUAACAUUAAGAUCUCCUGUCCAAUGUAAUUUCAGAAAAUGUAUACUUGUAAGGGUCUCUGAAUAUUAUGAGAUUUUGUCAUUUUUGACAAGCAUAAUAUGGAAAUGCUAAAAAAGGCUUGACACCACCUAAAAAUCCUUUUAGGGUUAAAUAUUGCCUCCAAUGUGCAGACUUGACAUAUUUUCCAACUCAGUGUUACAUUAGGCUUUUAGGUUCACAUUAUUUAAGUCAAAACAUUUGCACCCAUUGAUCUAAAUGAUUCAAUUCCCAAGUGAACGUUUUUUUUUUUUACACAACUCUUCUAGAAAAUCUAUAAACAUAAAAAAAGUUUGUUAGACAGUAAAGUUAUCAGCUUUAUAACAUGUUCUCUGCCGUGGGAAAAGAAUAAUUAGUUUUAGAAAAUGGAGUAGGAGGAUUAUAAUUAUGUGUUAAUAUCAAACAAAUUGUGUAUUGAGAAUCUAAACACUUAACUGGUCAUUAACAUAGUCAAGUGUUUAUAAAGUGACAUUCCAUUCAAAUAUUAAUUAUCCUGAUUGAAGUUAUUUAUAGAUUUUUGUACUAUGACCAUGAGGAAUCUGUCAAUGCUUUAUGCUUUAUUAUAAUAAACAUUUUUUAGCAAUUCAUUAUUUAAAAUGUUUAUAUAUUGACUCAUAGUUGUACCUCCUUCUCAAAAUUUAAAAUGUUUAUAUUUUGAGGAGGUGGUACAGCUAUGAGUCAAUUAUAUAUCUGAAGGCUCAGGCUUAUACGGCAACAUAGUUACAAGUUUUGUCAGUUGGCAUGAUGUAAAUUUUCUUCAUUUGAAUGUCUCAAAAAUGAAAGAAACGGUUGUCGAUUUCUGGAAUGUGAAUCACCCAAUUGCAGAUCUCACAAUAAAAAAAUCACUGUAAAGAGCAAGUACCUUGGUGUCAUCAUUAAUAACAAGCUAAAUCUGUAUAUCAAAAAGCCUUUUCAGAGACUUUUCUAUCUUAAAAAAUUGUACAAUUUCGGCAUAAAUAAACAAGUUGUUAACUUAUUCUAUAGUGAAACAAUUGGAAUCUUACUGAACUUCAGUAUUACCUGCUGGUAUGGGAAUUCAUCGUCAGACAUCAAACACCGAUUAAAUAGACUAAUCAAGAAAGCUAGUAAUAUCAUUCAAACUAAACACCCUUCACUAUUGUAAAACUAAAACAUUUUGGACAAUACAUCCAACCCUCUUCAUCACAGAUACAUAUUAUCAGCUCAAAUUCUUUUGUUCCCUAGUCUGUACAAAUUUACCAGUGUGUACCCUCAGCGAUUUUUAAAUCUAAAUGAUCACAAAUUAAGCCAUUAUGUCACUAAGGGAGUUCAUUAAUGGCUGAUUUCUACGCUAGAGAAAUACUUAGAUGUUUAGUGUUUAAAUUGUUAUAAUUGUAAAAUGUUGUCUUGGUUAAAAUCUGUAUUAUUUAAGUGCUGAAAAUGAAUAUGUACAUUGCAAUUAAAAAACAUUUCCAUUUAUUUGGAUCAAAUUAAGAAUCUUAUCUUAUGUUCAUAUUAGUUAUGGGGUGAUUAAUGAGAACAGAAGUUGUCGAAUUUAAAAAAAAAAUGUUUCACACAGCUGACGAAGUUACUAAAUAUUGGUGUUUAGAUUUAAAAAAACAUGUUUUUCUUAGUGUUUGUGUAGAUGCCAACAAACUAUUUGCACUUUUAUUUAUUUAGCUAUUUAAAAUAGAUAACCAUUAAAAAUUUGCUCAUCUUUUAAGUAGGUCUUUGUUUUCAAAAAUGUUUGCACAUAACAAUGGAACACUAUUAAAAUUAUUUUAGUCGGAUUUGUAAAAAAUGGCAACUUUCAUUUCAGGUUUAGUGGGCAUUAUAUUCCCCGACAAGUAUGAAGAAGCAUAUGCUGGACUUCGUGUGGCUCAAGGACUUGGAGUGGCCAUCUUGUUUGGAUACUCAAACAGUUUGUGCAUGACUGUGAAAAUUUACAUUAUGCUGGCUUUUUGUAUUUUUGCCCUCACACUCUACCUCAUCAUGGAAGGUUUGCUCAAACACAGGAAUAACCAGAAAACAAUUGUAUUUGAAUUGAAACAGACAUCUGUGUGAAUCAGACAUCUGUGUGAAACAGAUGUCUGUGUGAAAUGUGAAGGCAUUAUAUCUGUUAAUAAGCAGCAGAAUAGCAAUGUCAUAAUUAUUAUUAAUGUAAACUGAUAAAAAAAGCACAAAACAUUAAUGUCAGUGAUUUUUGUUUACAUACGAAGAAAAUCCCUUAAAUGAAUCUCUUUAUUUGAUACUGAUAAAUGAAUGUACAUUUUAUUUUUGUAAAUAUUACAGCUUUUGUAUUGAAGUAUUCUACACUAAAAUAAUUGGGUUUGUAGUCUUAUUUGAUACAGUUUCAGUUCAUAAAAGGGCAUGGUAUUUUUUAACAGUGCUCAUCAAAAACAAAUUUUCCACCUAAGCUGCACCCAGUAAAUUUAAUAAAUAAAAAAUAUUAUGAUUAUUUAAUACUAUUUUUCUAGUUCACUUUAAAAAAAAAAAAUUACAUUUUUACACCAAUUGCUAUAGAUGCUUUCAGCCUAAUGGGUGAGGUGAGCCUGUCAUACUCACCAGUCGACAAAGCCAAUAAACCAAAACUUCUUUUAAAUGUUGUGGCCCGCCAGAUGUGUAGUAAAUGAAAUUCUGCAUUCCAUUUGCUCUUUUUUUGGUGACAAUACGCAACUGUACAUGGGCCCUAUUUUGAUAUGGUUUAAAAAAAUUCAAUUGAAAUUAGUGAUCUAAAAUCGUAACUAAAAAUAAAAGAUUUGAUUUGUAUAAGCACAACCAGGUCAAGGGGCACCUAUAUUUUUACUAGAAUUUCUCCUUGAGCUCUCCAAUUAUUUGUAGAAGAAUGAUGCAAAAAAUAAAGUCAGAAAUGGGACUAAGUGCAUCCCUAAAGAUUAAGUUAAUACAAAAAUUUCGAAGGAUCCGGCAAGACAUCGGUCGGUUUUCCAUAUCCCCCCUCCCCUUCCCACAACCUGGUGAAUCAAAGUGACAGUGCCAGUCAUCUUUUUAUAUCGUCUAUAUAUUUUGAGUUAUUUCUCAAUUACAAUGUGUACAAUUUAUGUGUAUGGCAAUAAAUGUGUUAUAAUUUGAAAAUUUGUGUGCAUUAUUACGUACAACAAAUAUUUUAUUUUAGUUGAUAGAUGUAUUGACAUGCAGCCUGCAAAGAGUUGACUCACCAUCUAAUGACCUGUGAAGCCUUUUAGGUUGGCCACCCCUGCUGUAGUCUUUAUGAUUGAAUCUAUACACAGUUGUUAACCCUUGCUAAAGACAAUUUCUAAUUUUGCAUUUUUUAUAUUAUGUCAUUAUCGUCAUGACAGCUAGCUUUUUUCUUUCACAAUUUAAAAAUAUUUAGCAAAACAUCUGGGCGCUCAGCUCCCCCAAAAGUUAGAAGGAACAUUGGUGCUUACUAGGUAAAAGGUCAUUUGAAGAAUUUAAAAAAUCAAAUUUAUGCAAUGAUUUUUAUGAAAUGACUGACAAAACUUUCUUCAUUUCCCAUCACUUUAUUCUAAAAGUAAAAGCUCUAUCCAUCCGAUGUAGGAGAUUUUCAUUGGGAUUUUAUGAAGGUUACGUUCAGUUUAAAAAUAUAAUACUUAUAUAAUUUGUUUACAAGUUUUAUAACUGUACCCGGUACAUUGACAAAUUUUCCCAAAAAUACAAGUCAUUUGUUAGAGUCAGUACAGAGCUGUUUAUCUCAUUUCUCAUUGAUGUUUAAAUUUCUUACUUUAAAAAAAAUUAAAUCUACAAAUAUCUUUUGUUAUUAAAUUUAGUGUAAUUAAAUGCAUGAUUUUGAUUCCUAUCAUUGAGGCUGCUGUACUCAAUUGUUGCCUCAUACAAUUGAACAAGAAACAGAAAAAAAUCUAGUCAAAUAUCUCAAUUGAUUUUCCUUUUUCAAUAAUAUUUAGCAUUCGUUGCAUCCCAUGGGGAAGCCUACAGAAAAGAUAUAAAUCUGAGGUAUUAAAAUAGAUACUUUUUGAGUAAGGUAUUAAAUUUAAACAUAUGGAAAAGCACUAUUGUAAAAAUUCAACAAAACAUUUUGUGGUCACACAAUAGUGAUAAUGAGGAUGGAAUGGUGAUCAUUUAUCGUAAGAUAUAUUUUUUUAAAAGUUUAGUUUUAGUAUUUUAAAAAUCUAAAUAUUGUAACCGAUGACUUGCAAUUUUCAGUGCCAUUGUGUUAAAAGAGUAUUAUAAAUGUAAAUUUUGAAAUGUUAUUUUCAGUUUUAUUGUUUGACCAAGUAUUAACAUGCCAUCAAGGUAUAUUUAUAAAGGC